UAUGGCCCAUAAAUGACCAACCAAACUCCUCAAUCGGUUGCUCCUCCUCCCACAAACAUCGUCAUCAAAAUCAAAACUUAAAUCUUUGGAACGUUAAUCCGAUUCCCAUUUCGCAUUUACCAUUUCUAAUUCCCUAACCCCCAAAUUCCCUCCCAUCAUGCCAUCAACCACGCCCUCCCCCACCACAAGAAAAGAAGCCCUCCUCCUCCGCCGCUACGAGAUCGGCCAUGUCCUCGGCCAAGGCAGUUUCGGCAAAGUCUACGUCGCUCGCAACGUCAAAACCAACGAACAAGUCGCCAUUAAAGUCAUCGACAAAGAGAAGAUUUUGAAAGGCGGUUUAAUCGCUCACAUCAAACGCGAAAUCUCCAUCCUCCGCCGUGUCCGACACCCCAACAUCGUCCAACUCUUCGAGGUAAUGGCUACAAAAACCAAAAUUUUCUUCGUCAUGGAAUACGUAAAGGGAGGUGAAUUGUUUGGUAAAGUCGCUAAAGGUAGAUUAAAAGAAGAAAUGGCUCGAAAGUAUUUUCAACAACUAAUUUCCGCUGUAGGGUUUUGUCAUUCACGAGGUGUUUUUCAUAGAGAUUUAAAACCUGAAAAUAUAUUAUUAGACGACAAUGGUGACCUAAAGGUUUCCGAUUUCGGGCUUAGUGCAAUCUCCGAACAAAUAUGCGGUGAUGGUUUGUUCUACACAUUUUGUGGAACUCCGGCGUACGUCGCGCCGGAGAUUUUGGGCCGAAAAGGUUACGAAGCAGCGAAAGUCGAUAUCUGGUCUUGUGGGAUCAUCUUAUUCGUGUUAAUGGCAGGUUAUUUACCAUUUCGUGAUCAAAACAUAAUGAUUAUGUAUAAAAAGAUUUACAGAGGAGAAUUCCGGCGACCAAGAUGGUUUUCACCGGAGCUAUCACGUUUAUUAAAACGAUUACUUGAUACAAACCCAGAAACCAGAAUCACCAUAUCGGCAAUCAUGGAAGAUAAGUGGUUCAGAAAAGGGUUUAAACACACAAAAUUUUACUUCGAAGAUGACAAGAUCUUUAGCUUAAAAGAUGAAGAAGUUGACGAUGAUUGCAUAGCGUAUGCUUCUGAUCAAUCUGCUACCGAAUCUGAAAGUGAAUCAGAUGGUAAAAGACGAUCUAGACCCAUGAGUUUAAAUGCAUUUGAUUUGAUUUCAUUUUCACCUGGAUUUAGUCUUUCUGGGCUAUUUGAAGAUGGAAGUGAAGAAUCAAGAUUUGUCACCGGAGCUCCGGUUUUUAAAAUUGUUUCAAAGCUGGAGGAGAUAGCAAAAGUGGUUAGUUUUUCAAUGAGAAAAAAGGAUUGUAGGAUUAGUUUAGAAGGGUCAAGGGAGGGUGUUAAAGGCCCAUUAAUAAUUACAGUUGAGAUAUUUGAAUUAACCCCAAGUUUAAGAGUUGUAGAAGUUAAAAAGAAAGCAGGGGAUAAAGGCGAAUAUGAAGAGUUUUGUGAGCGGGAAUUAAGGCCCGGAUUGCGACCUUUGAUGCAUCCCGGGACUUGUGGACCUAAACGGACGGUUUCUGCUCCCGAAUGAAGAAAGAAAGAAGGGGUAAAACCGUAAAACAGUAAAAUGGUAUGGUGUUAUUGUGUUAUUUUACCUCUUUGGUCGUGUUAAUUAUCUGUUUCUUGAUGCUAAAAUGCUAAUUUUUAAAGUAGAAGUUCUUUGAUCUUUUGAUCUUUUGUUAUUGGUCAUAUGGUUAAAUGGGAUUCAAUGGUUUUAUCUA
Lactuca sativa (garden lettuce) is the source of this 1727-nucleotide messenger RNA. Its product is annotated as CBL-interacting serine/threonine-protein kinase 12. Gene Ontology annotation, biological process: protein phosphorylation; signal transduction. Lineage: Eukaryota; Viridiplantae; Streptophyta; Magnoliopsida; Asterales; Asteraceae. Gene Ontology annotation, molecular function: ATP binding; protein serine/threonine kinase activity. The record is from RefSeq and is a predicted model, not a curated record.